This is a messenger RNA of Plutella xylostella (diamondback moth), 429 nucleotides long. The record is from RefSeq and is a predicted model, not a curated record. Lineage: Eukaryota; Metazoa; Arthropoda; Insecta; Lepidoptera; Plutellidae.
AUGGCUAUCAACGAAACCUGGCUCAGGGAGGGGGAGAUAGACCGCGCGCCCGUCAUACCCGGCUACAGAUUGCGCCACACGCCGAGACCCCCAGCGUUAGUGAAGCUAUACAGAGACUUUACAAAUCAGAGACCUAUGCAGAUACUCGAUCGAAAAUGGCGCUGGAUAGGUCAUUCGUUGCGGCAGGAGGAUUCUCGCCUCACAAAGCAGGCCCUAGUUUUUGCCCCGCAAGGAAAAAGAAGGAUAGGGCGCCCAAGAAUAUCUUGGAUAAGGACAUUAGCUCAGGAGAUCAAGUCGAUCAACAUGAGCUGGCCAGAAGUUGUGGCUGCUGCAUCUGAUCGUCAGAAGGGGAAAUCUGUAGUUCGGCCCUAUGCUCCACUAGGAGUUCAAGGGCUUAAGAAGAAGAAGAAGAAGCUAUACAGCGUAUAA